Leptomonas pyrrhocoris is the source of this 1384-nucleotide messenger RNA. RefSeq lists its product as hypothetical. Gene Ontology annotation, biological process: zinc ion transmembrane transport. Bases 341 to 1384 code for a protein of 347 amino acids. The transcript has a single exon. Gene Ontology annotation, cellular component: membrane. NCBI's taxonomy places the organism in Eukaryota, Euglenozoa, Kinetoplastea, Trypanosomatida, Trypanosomatidae. The record is from RefSeq and is a predicted model, not a curated record. Gene Ontology annotation, molecular function: zinc ion transmembrane transporter activity.
AGGUGCUCAUUGAAAAGACACGGCAACACAAUUUCCCGACGAUAGCUAUAUGUGCUUCUCUUUUCCUGUGUAAGUACUGUACUGCACCUAAAUGCAACAUCGCUGAUUCAUUGAAAACCUCUUCUGAUCUCGCACACCAAAAAUAUAGACGAGUUUCUUUCAUUCCUCACCGAAGUAGCUGCACGGAUGGCCCUUGCUGGUUGCUCACCGGCACUUUCUCAGCGGAUUUGUGCGACUCCAUGUUGUCGGAUGUAUCGCAUCUCUUCUCCCCCAAAAGAAAAAAAAAACAAUAGUAAUCGAAUUUUUCUCCGGUCUUCCCUAAGCACUCUCUUUCUUUUCUAUGUUGCUAUUUGUGUCGAAGCUUUUGGUGGCGUGGUGGAUCACGCUGAUGAGCGCCAUUGGUGUGUGGCUGCCCGUUUUCUACGUCGGCCGCAAUCGCGAAGAACCUCUCGUUGAGAUUGGAGCCUUCGCACGGUGCAAGAAGGCGACUUUAAUUGCCUCGUCCGCCACCGUGAAGUGGUACCUCUCUCUAGCCAACUGCGUCUCUGCUGGCAUGCUGCUCACCAUGGCACUACUGCACUUCUUUCCGGAGUCGUUCGAGGCCGGUGCGUUAGGCGCCUUGCCGGCGCCGACCUCUCUCUGCUUUUGGUUGCUGGCGGGCAUAUUGAUCCCCGCGGUGCUUGAGCGAUCGAUGAAGGGCGGCAGCGGCCACAGCCACGGCGUGUCCAGCGAGACGGGCAGCAGCAGCAGCGGUGGAGGGACGGUUUCCGUGGCAACGCUGUUGAUUGUGCUGAUGUGCUUCCACGGCGUGACGGAAGGGCUGUUGCUGGGAUUCGAGGAGAAAGUUUCCGCUUUGUUGAGCGCGGCGCUGCCGCUCUCCAUUCACAAGCUCUUCGACGGCCUCGUCAUUGGUGUCGCCGUGGCGAAGGAGAUGCUUAACCAAUCCGCUGAAGCCACGCCAAGUCCUUCCCUGGCAGAGGCGGAAGGAAGGCUAACAGAGAAGGGUCCCCGCUCGUCGAUGCGGGAAUGGAGGCGCCUGUACCAGAGCUCCGUGGGUGUGUGGCUGCUGCUGACUCCUAUUACGAUGAUUUGUGUGGUGCUCUGUACCGUUGUGAUGCAGCGCCGCGACGGUCUGGCAGUUGUCGGCAAUAUCUCCACACAGCCGCCAGUGGUGCUGCCGCUGUCCUCCACCUCCGCCCCUGAACUGGCCCCCUUCGUUUCGAUGUUAGCCGCAGUGCAGGCAAUGGGCAGCGGCUCGUUUAUCUACAUCGGUCUGGGCAUCUUGAACCGCGAGGAUCUGGUAGGAGUUUCGGCGAAUGCCGCCUUACUGGCUGGAGUUGUAUUGACCGGCGGCUUGUUUUUUAUCAGUAGCUCUUCUCAUUGA